CCGGGCGGGGCGGGGCCUCCCGGCGACGGGGGGCGGGAGAGGUCAUUCCUCGCUCAGCUGCGGGAGCGCGAAGGAGGCCAUGCCGCUGGCCCGCAGCGUCUCGGUGAGCUCCCUGCCGGGCCUGGAGGACUGGGCGGCCGGCGAGAGCCUCGACAACGUGGUGCUCUUCGAGGUGGCCUGGGAGGUGGCCAACAAGGUGGGGGGCAUCUACACGGUGCUGCAGACGAAGGCGCGGGUGACGGCGGACGAGUGGGGCGACGGCUACUUCCUGGUGGGGCCCUACGUGGAGCAGAGCGUCCGCACGCAGGUGGAGCUGCUGGAGCCGCCCAGCGCCGCCCUGCGCCGCACCCUGGCCGCCAUGAACGCCCAGGGCUGCAAGGUGCACUUUGGGCGCUGGCUGAUCGAGGGCAGCCCCGCGGUGGUGCUGCUGGACGUGGCGGCCACGGCCUGGAGCCUGGAGCGCUGGAAGGCCGAGCUCUGGGAGAGCUGCGCCAUCGGCGUGCCCUGGUACGACCGCGAGGCCAACGACGCCGUCCUCUUCGGCUUCCUCACCGCCUGGUUCCUCGGCGAGUUUGCGGCGCAGAGCGAGGCGGAGCGGCCCUUCAUCGUGGGCCACUUCCACGAGUGGCUGGCGGGGCUGGGGCUGGUGCUGAGCCGGGCGCGGCGGCUGCCGGUGGCCACCGUCUUCACCACGCACGCCACCCUGCUCGGCCGCUACCUCUGCGCCGCCAGCGUCGACUUCUACAACAACCUGCAGCACUUCGACGUGGACAAGGAGGCGGGCGAGCGGCAGAUCUACCACCGCUACUGCCUGGAGCGGGCGGCCGCCCACUGCGCCCACGUCCUCACCACCGUCUCCCACGUCACCGCCACCGAGGCCGAGCACCUGCUCAAGCGGCGCCCGGACCUGGUGACGCCCAACGGCCUCAACGUGCGCAAGUUCUCGGCCAUGCACGAGUUCCAGAACCUGCACGCCCAGAGCAAGGCCCGCGUCCAGGAGUUCGUCCGCGGCCACUUCUACGGGCACCUGGACUUCGACCUGGACAAGACGCUCUUCUUCUUCAUCGCCGGCCGCUACGAGUUCUCCAACAAGGGCGCCGACGUCUUCCUGGAGGCCCUGGCGCGGCUCAACUACCUGCUGCGGGUCAACGGCAGCGAGACGACGGUCGUCGCCUUCUUCAUCAUGCCGGCCCGGACCAACAACUUCAACGUGGAGACGCUCAAGGGCCAGGCCGUGCGCAAGCAGCUCUGGGACACGGCCAACGCGGUGAAGGAGAAGUUCGGCAAGAAGCUCUACGAGUCGCUGCUGGUGGGGAACCUGCCCGACAUGAACAAGAUGUUGGACCGCGAGGACUUCACCAUGAUGAAGCGGGCCAUCUUCGCCACCCAGCGGCAGUCCUUCCCGCCGGUGUGCACGCACAACAUGCUGGACGACGCCACGGACCCCAUCCUCACCACCAUCCGCCGCGUCGGGCUCUUCAACAGCAGCAGCGACCGCGUCAAGAUCAUCUUCCACCCCGAGUUCCUGUCGUCGACCAGCCCGCUGCUGCCCGUCGACUACGAGGAGUUCGUGCGCGGCUGCCACCUGGGCGUCUUCCCCUCCUACUACGAGCCCUGGGGCUACACGCCCGCCGAGUGCACCGUCAUGGGCAUCCCCAGCGUCUCCACCAACCUCUCGGGCUUCGGCUGCUUCAUGGAGGAGCACAUCGCCGACCCCUCGGCCUACGGCAUCUACAUCGUGGACCGGCGCUUCCGGGGCCCCGACGAGUCGUGCGCGCAGCUGACGGCCUUCCUGUACGGCUUCUGCCAGCAGAGCCGGCGGCAGCGCAUCGUGCAGCGCAACCGCACCGAGCGCCUCUCCGACCUGCUCGACUGGAAGUACCUGGGACGGUACUACACGCUGGCGCGCCGCAUGGCGCUGGCCCGGGCCUUCCCCGAGAGCUUCACCUACGAACCCCCCGAGGCGGCGGCGGCGCCGGGGUUCCGGUUCCCGCGGCCGGCGUCGGUGCCGCCGUCGCCGUCGCUGUCGCGACACUCGAGCCCGCGGCACAGCGAGACCGAGGAGGAGGAGCGCUACGACGAGGAGGCCGAGGCCGCCCGCGACCGCGCCAACAUCCGCCGCCCCCCGGCCCCCGCCAGCCCCACGGCGGCCGCCCUGCCCCACGGCGCCGGCCCCACGGCGGCCGCCCUGCCCCACGGCGGCCCCCAGCCCCGCUAGGCCGCCCGGCGCCGCGCCGCCGCGCCGCCGCCCCGCCGCCAGCCCCACGGCGACGCUGCCCCACGGCGCCGGCCCCACGGCGGCCGCGACGACCCACGGCGCUGCCCCGCGGCCCUGUGGCGCCUGCUCGCC
This is a messenger RNA of Dromaius novaehollandiae (emu), 2350 nucleotides long. RefSeq names its product glycogen synthase 1 (gene GYS1). The record is from RefSeq and is a predicted model, not a curated record. Gene Ontology annotation, molecular function: alpha-1,4-glucan glucosyltransferase (UDP-glucose donor) activity. The transcript has 17 exons. Gene Ontology annotation, biological process: glycogen biosynthetic process. The coding region runs from base 80 to 2218 and encodes 712 amino acids. Gene Ontology annotation, cellular component: cytoplasm. Lineage: Eukaryota; Metazoa; Chordata; Aves; Casuariiformes; Dromaiidae.